AUGAGUUCCUGGCCAGUGAACAGAAAACGAGAGCCUCAGUACCGCCGCCACUUCCUGACCGACAACAGUGCCUUCCACGCCCGGUUCUCCAGUACCGCCUGUCAGCAAGCCAGCGUCGGUACCGCCCGCCUGUCAAAUUCCAGAGGGGUUCUGAAGAAAUCUCAGAGUCGAUCCUUCAUCACGACACUCAAACAGAAGAGGCAUUCUAAAUCCAGACUGACAUGCCAGAGCGUGGACAAGGACGAGGACUGUCAGGAGAGCUACGGGAGGGAGGCUGGAGGACAGUUCAACAGAGGUGGACGGAAAAGGAAGACGAUGCAGCUGAGUCGAGAUCUGUCGGAUCUGGUGGUGUUCACCAACUCCGUCGCCUCGCAAGAGUGUCUGUAUGAAGGGACUCCGGGUGACGUUCUGUCAUUCAGCGAGACCAGGGCCCAGUCUCUGGUCCAUCACAAGGCUGAACAGUUCCUGGGCUUCAACCAGCGGCAGCUGUCACGGAUCUACCCGUCCGCCUAUCGCAUCGACUCCUCCAACUUCAACCCCCAGUUCUACUGGAACGUUGGCUGCCAGCUGGUUGCUCUGAACUACCAGACUGAGGGCCGGAUGAUGCAGCUCAACAGAGCCAAGUUCAUGCUGAAUGGAGGAAGCGGUUAUGUCCUCAAGCCCCCUCCUAUGUGCAAAGGCUCCUUCAACCCGUUCUGCGAUGACCCGCUUCCAGCCUAUCCCAAGAAACAGCUGAUCCUCAAAAUAAUUAGCGGACAACAGCUGCCAAAGCCACCAGAUUCCAUGCUUGGGGACCGUGGAGAGAUUAUUGAUCCGUUUGUGGAGGUGGAGAUCAUCGGCCUGCCUGUCGAUUGCUGCAAGGAACAGACACGAGUCGUCGAUGACAACGGGUUUAAUCCAGUAUGGGAGGAGACCCUGUCCUUUACUCUCCACAUGGCUGAGGUUGCUCUGGUGCGUUUUCUUGUCUGGGACCACGACCCGAUCGGACGUGACUUUGUGGGCCAACGGACUGUUGCUUUCAGCAGCCUCAUGCCCGGUUACAGACAUGUGUAUCUGGAGGGACUGACCGAAGCCUCGAUCUUCGUGCAUGUGUCAGUGCAUGAUAUCUAUGGGAAGUGGAGUCCUCUAGUCCUGAACCCCAGCUUUACCAUAAUGCACUUUCUAGGAUCUAACAAGGGUCAUCACCUCAGAGGUAUCAGGGGUUUGUUUAAUCGUUCGUCCAAGUCUUCUGUGGAAACCAGCUCGAGUAGCACCUUAAGGAAACGCUCCAUCAGCGAUCACUUUCUCAGACGAACAGCCAGUGCCCCUGCCAAGGGACGCAAGAAGACCAAGAUGGCCCUUGCAGAGUCACUGGCUUCCAUAUCGGACCUAAAGAGCAGCACAGGAGCAGGGGCUGGUGUAGAGGGGGUAACAUCGAAAGAGGGAGGGGUAGAGAGGCGUCAUCAAUCGCAAACCCCUCUUACCCACAGGCCCAUGUCGGUGCCCUUGGACAGACUCCUUCAAGGGCAGCUGUCGCUUUGCUCCCCAGACAAGGAACAGCAUGACCUGGGAUCAGACACUGUCAUUGGAAUGUGUCCCAUCAACCGGCCCAGGUCUACUUCUGUGGACCUCCUCGUUGAAUCAUCAGCCUGUCUUAAACAUAGAGUCCCCUCCCCUUCAAAGAUAUGCACCAUUACAAAAAAAGGGCCUAACCAAUCAGACGAGACUUCUUAUCUGGUCAUUUGUGAAAGACAAGCAAGAAGAGUGGAUGAAUACCAUAAAGAUCAAUCGCAAGAAGACCUCAAUGCAAAGCUCCUCUCCAGAGGGACACCAGCAGACCGUUUGAUCUCAUCUUCUGAAAACAGCCAGGAGAGAGCAACUAAACCAGAAACAUCUUCAAACAGUGCAACUUACACAGUUCCACCUUCAGUGUCCUCUUCUUCUUCUUCUUCAGUCCCCUCUUCUGUGGCCCCUUUGUCUCCUGUCAACGGAGUCAAUAUGGAUUACUCUGAUCUGAAGAGCCCCAGCUACUUACAGGACAGUACCAUCUCGAGACUUAUUGAUGCCGUUUCCUUAGGCAAUGAAAAUGACACCUGUGGCUCUGUCUCUGCUCUGAUUGGACAGUUUAAUAUCACUCUUGACCAGAAUAAUCUCACAAAAUUAUCUAACGUCCCUUGCCCUACACAUACUACUAAUGAUUCAAACUUAAAGUCUACCCCACACAAAGUACUGCAUGAGAAAUUUAUGUCCCCUCUCAAUCUCUCCAGGGCAUCUAAUCAUAUAAGUAUGAUGAAAGGGCCUAUCAGGCCCCAAAUCAAAGCUCAAAUGAGCAACCACACAAACCCUGAACUCCCUUUACCACUUAAGAGUCCACAGGCAGACCCACCUGCUUUGCCUUUGUUCUCCAGCCCAGAGACCACUGAGCAAGAGGAAGUCUACACCAUCUUGGAUGAAGAGGUGUUGUCACCUACAUCAGUAUACAACCUGAAGAAACAGACCAUCCAUCUCCGAGUUGACUCGGUAGACAGUACCCCCUCAAACAGCCUGGGCUCCUCCCCAGCCAAGCCAUCUAAAGGUUUUAGAAAAGAGGACACAGUGGGCUGGGGUGAUAUUCACACACAGAAGGGUGAUGGGGAAGAGGUCAGGGAGGCAGAAGAGAGAGUGUAUGAGGAUGUGCAAGACCCCAUCAGGCCAGGAUCAGGAGUAGGACAUAGGGUGUCAAGAGAUUACAGGGGUCCCCCGAUUAACGCCAACUGUUUCCAGAUCUGCAAUCACUCAGUCAUCAGCGGUUCAAUGGAGGUGGAAAUAAAUGUCGAUGCUGAUCCGUUGGACAGAAUGCUGAGCUCACCAAAACACAGUGAUGCAUGGGGAGGAUUACAAAGUCCAACCAAACGUCAUGCCAUAUGCCAAAAGAACGAGCCCUUUCUUAGCCAUGCGCAGCAAAUGCAGCUGUCUUCAUCGUGUGGUGCUUCUCAACUUCAAAACUCACCACACUCAUCUCAUCUUCAUUUUCCACAAUGUUCUUCACCUUUGAGCCAAACUUAUCAGCCCUCCCACCAGCUCCCAAGCAGCCAUCAGCCUUCUCCUUUCCACCAGCCAAUCAACUCUAAACCCAUUAACCACAGUCCAUUUCGUCAGAACUGCUACUCCAUUCCUCAGAGCGAAUCUGAGUCCUCUGACAACAAUGAAGGUUUUAGCAGCUCCUUUACCCACCAUAGGAGCUACAUUGGCAGCCAAGCGCCAAUCAGGCAUUACCAGGAUAGACUGGGGGACAAACCUUUGGACAAGGAGUUGAUAGGACACUUCCAAAAUGGAUAUUCCUCCCCUGAGUGUCUUGCUGGCCCGUCAGGUAUGCCUAAAAGUCUCUCUGCAGACAGGGGCCUAUAUUCCCCUGCCUCUGACUGUGAUUUGGCUUACAGCCAGCAAGAGUAUGACCACUUCACACUCUCAUCUGCAUCUUCGAUUUCUCACCAUUUGCAGCCACAGAGCAGGUCUCAGUCAUAUAACAAAACAGAGCCAGAGACCCAAAUGUUCUCCCAUACCCAUAACAGGCAACAGUGUCAUCCAAAAACUGGAGAUCCAUCGUCAACAUAUAUGGGCCCUUUCCCAGCCCUUCAUCAGCCUAGUUCCAUGACCUCUGCAGCCUCCAGCUCCGUCAAGUCCAAAUCUUUAGGAGACUUGACCUCUGAGGACAUAUCAUGUAACUUUCAGAGUAAAUAUCGCAUCAUCAGCCGAAGUUUCAUCACUCCCCAUAUGAUGGGCCGCAGAAGAAGAGGGGCAUGGGGAGGUUUUGCUCAUCAACAAAAGUCUUCUGACCCACUUACAGAGCAGCUACGCAAGCUUGUAAGCCUGGAAGGCGAUGACAGUGACAGAGACAGGCCUCCAUCCCCCCAGAUGCCUGAGAUUGCCAAAUCCCCUCUGUUACAGCCACAGCCACCCAACAGGGCUCCCUCUACUCCAGGGGAUAUCGACAACUCCCCUCCACCUUUAACUCGCCGCCUAUCCUCUCGGAGCCAAAGCCGCGUGCGUCACAUUAACAGCCGUGCUCGGGAAAGGCAGCAGGAGGCCUUAAAGCCUCGGGCCGGGGUAGGGAUUAAUGGCGCAGUCAGUGUGGGUGGAGUGGUAUUGAGGCAUAAACCUGCCUCACAGAACCCGCCACCUAAUCGACAUUCCACGGGCUCUUACAUAGCAGGCUACCUAGGUCAGCUGGAGGACAGGGGGAUUCCUGAAGGAGCUUGUGCGUCAUUACAUCACGGAUAUGUGGAUCACUGCCAAGACCGCUACUAUACCGACGAUUCUUUUCAAACUGCAGACUCGCCCUGCCCUCCCUCGGAGCCUGAGGUCUACUUUCUGCUAAGGCUGUAA
Messenger RNA from Lampris incognitus (smalleye Pacific opah), 4344 nucleotides. RefSeq names its product 1-phosphatidylinositol 4,5-bisphosphate phosphodiesterase eta-1-like. NCBI's taxonomy places the organism in Eukaryota, Metazoa, Chordata, Actinopteri, Lampriformes, Lampridae. Gene Ontology annotation, biological process: lipid metabolic process; phosphatidylinositol-mediated signaling. Bases 1 to 4344 code for a protein of 1447 amino acids. The record is from RefSeq and is a predicted model, not a curated record. Gene Ontology annotation, molecular function: phosphatidylinositol-4,5-bisphosphate phospholipase C activity. The transcript is spliced from 15 exons.